Molecule: messenger RNA, 5430 nt
Organism: Sorghum bicolor (sorghum)
Lineage: Eukaryota; Viridiplantae; Streptophyta; Magnoliopsida; Poales; Poaceae
Exons: 4
Coding region: 1-5430 (1809 amino acids)
Biological process (GO): DNA integration; proteolysis
Molecular function (GO): nucleic acid binding; aspartic-type endopeptidase activity
Source: RefSeq, a predicted model, not a curated record
AUGGCGAACCACCGCGCCACCGCCGCCCUCCUCCUGCUUGCGUCCCUCUUCGUGGCGGUCGCCAUCUCAAGGGCCGACGCGAGGCUCACCAUGCGUCCCAACAAGAUGGCGACGCUUGGUCACAACGCACAUGGACGAGGUUACAUAGCGGAUGCUGUGGCGUCACGUCAGCCGGAGCCGACCUGCGAUGAUUGUGAGCAGCCAAAGCCAGAGCCAGAGCCAAAGCCGGAGCCAAAGCCAGACCCAGAGCCAGAACCGGAGCCAAAGCCGAAGCCGGAGCCGGAGCCAGAGCCAAAGUCGGAGCUGACCUGUAACAAGGUGCAUGGGGUGCAGGCGGGCGAGACGUGCUGUUCCAUCGGCGAAGGCGCGGGGCUGACCCAGGACCAGUUCCUCGGCUUCAACCCCAACCUCUGCUGCGAUAAGGUGUUCGUCGGCCAGUGGGUUUGUCUUGAAGCCACAUCCGGAACCGGCGCCGCCGGCAGCUACUCUUGGUUAAGCUUCCGAUUCAAUACCAUCGGCGCCGCCGACAGUGGUAUCAAAGCCUACGAUCUCCGGCCGCUUCCAGCGCUGGAGCCCCAUCCCGCGUCCCACCCCCACUACACUCGCCUCCAGCGAAACAGGGGUGCCAUGGAUCCGGUGGUUCGACAGAUGUUCGACGAGUUGCUCGAGCGCUUCGAUGCUGUGCGCACCGAGCUCGACGGCUUCGGGUCUCGCCUCGAUCAGCGCUUCGCCGAUUCGGAGGCAGUCCGCACUCAGCGUGCUGCUGUUGUCGACGGCCGCCUCGAAUCCCUGGAGCGCUUCGCCUCCGACCAGUACACCGCCGCCAUCGUCGCCGACAACUGGGGCGGCCACUUCUCCGAGCGCGUCGCCGACCUGGAGGAGCGCGUUCGCAACCUCGAGCUGGUCCGCUACGUCGAGAUCCAGGAUGAGCGCGACGAGCGCGUUGCGGUGCUCGAGACGGCGAACGAAGCGAUUGAAGCCUGGCGUCCACGGAUCGAGAGCUCCCUCUUCACCGUCCGCUCCGAGGUGGAUCGCCUCGCCAGGCUCUGGGACGGAUCUGCCGCUGCGCCAACCAACGGCCAUCCUCGGCCGGCGGCGCAGCAUGAGUUGGUCGCCGGGCGCGCCUCUGCCGGAUCUCCGACCGACUGGCCCAGGGGGCACGGCGCGAGUUCGACUACACGGGAGUCGGGGCAUGGACCGAUCGUGGCCAUGGCCCCGUUCCCGGCCAAUGUCUGGGUUCGGGUUGCCACACACCACUUUACCCACGCUGCUGCUCGUUGGCUCCAAUCUGUGGAGGCUGAGGUUCGGAACAUCUCUUGGGAGUCCUUUUCGUCGCUCAUCCUCGAGCGAUUCAGCCGCGAUCAGCACGAGUUGCUGUUACGCCAGCUCUUUCAUAUCAAACACUCCACCUCGGUUUCAGACUACAUUGAGAAAUUCACAGACCUUUACGAGCAGCUCAAAGCCUAUAACCCCAACCCUGACAAGCUUUACUUCACCACUCGAUUUAUUGAUGGGUUGCGUCCGGACAUUCGUUCUGUUGUUUUGGUUGCUCGUCCACAAGACCUCGAUUCUGCCUGCUCCAUUGCGUUGUUGCAGGAAGAAGCCCUGGACCCUGGUCCACGACGGGAGUACAAGCGUUCUGAGGGCUCCGUGUUUGCUCGUCACGCAACGAUCAAGGGGGCGCUUCCUCUACCACCCCCUCCUCGACAAAAUCCUGACCCGCCACCCGCUGGUCGCCCGGGCGAGAACAAGGUGCUGCAUCCCCGAGCUUCGCCGGUCGAAGACAGGCUCUCGUCCCUUCGCGCGUACCGCAAGGCGUGCGGCUUAUGUGUCCGUUGCGGUGAGAAGUGGACACCGGGACACCGAUGUGCUGCCGUUCCCCAGCUUCACGCUCUCCAGGAGGUUUGGGACCUCUGUCAGAGUGAAUUCGUCGAAGAAGGUGAGACCUCUGAACCAGUUGAGCAUGAAUCAGGGCAGUUGAACUUGUUGUUGUCCUCUGCGGCAGUUUCAGCUGGGGACUCCUUGCGCACUAUGCAGUUCUUGGGGUAUAUUGGUGGUCGCCCAGUUUCAUUGCUAGUUGACUCUGGCAGCAGCCACUCCUUUCUUCAUUCUGAGAUCGCCAGCAGUCUAUCUGGGUCUAGGAAGCUGAGUUCUCCUUUGUCAGUUCGUGUUGCUGAUGGGUCUGUCAUUCAGUGUUCUUCAGAGCUGCCGGAUGUUGAGUGGUCAGUGCAGGGCUAUCGUUUUCACUCUACCCUGAGGGUCUUACCCCUUGGCUGUUACGACAUGAUCAUAGGGAUGGACUGGCUUGAAGCAUUUUCUCCAAUGAAAGUUCAUUGGCUUGAGAAAUGGAUGUCAAUUCCAUAUGGCAAUACUAAUGUUUUGCUACACGGCCAGCAGUCUGUGGGUGGUCCACCUGUGUUGUGUCAGCUCUUUCAGUUGGCAGAACUUGCUGUUGGUCAGUCAGCUCCAGUUCUGCCAGCCCCGGUCCAGGAUCUGUCCGAGCCGUCCGAGUUGCCUCCGCGUCGCGCUUGCGACCAUACUAUUCCACUGGUCCCGGGCGCCUCUCCUGUGGCUAUCAGACAGUACCGCUAUGCCCCUAAGCUCAAAGAUGAAAUUGAACAGCAAGUCUCGGACAUGUUGCAGUCCGGCAUGAUUCGGCCCAGUACAAGUCCCUUUUCCUCCCCAGUGCUCCUCGUACGCAAAAAGGACGGCUCCUGGAGGUUCUGUGUUGACUACAGGAUGCUGAACGCCCUCACUAUCAAGGCCAAGUUCCCAAUCCCAGUGGUGGAUGAGUUAUUGGAUGAGCUCGCUAAUGCUCGCUGGUUUUCUUGUUUGGACCUACGGGCCGGAUUCAACCAGAUACGGCUUGCUGAAGGUGAAGAGUACAAAACAGCCUUCCAAACACAUUGGGGGCAGUUUGAAUUCAAUGUCAUGUCCUUCGGAUUGACUGGAGCUCCAAAUUCUUUUCAAGGCGCCAUGAACAGUACUCUUAAACCGGUGCUCCGGAGGUGUGCCCUGGUAUUCUUUGAUGACAUAUUAGUAUAUAGCCCUACUCUGGUGGCUCAUAUUGACCAUCUCCGUCAAGUCCUGCAACUUCUGUCCAAUGACCAGUGGCGCCUCAAGCGCAGUAAAUGCCGCUUCGCUCAGACUUCCAUCAGCUACCUCGGACAUGUCAUCAGUUCCGCAGGGGUCGCGACUGAUCCCAGCAAGAUUUCAGAUGUUCAAAAUUGGCCAGUUCCCCAGGAUCUCAAACAGCUCCGCAGUUUCUUAGGGCUUGCUGGUUACUAUAGGAAGUUUGUGCAGAAUUUUGCAGUCAUCGCGAGGCCGUUGACUGAUCUUCUCAAGAAAGGCACCCUGUUCGUUUGGUCUUCUUCUCACUCUAGUGCCUUUGACGCACUGAAAGCUGCACUGGUUUCUGCUCCGGUCCUCGCCCUUCCGGACUUCUCCAAACCAUUCCAGAUUCAGACCGACGCUUGUGACACAGGAGUUGGCGCGGUUCUAAUGCAAGAUAAUCACCCGUUGGCGUUUGUCAGCAAGGCUUUGGGUCCUCGGUCUCGUGGGCUAUCCACUUAUGAAAAGGAAUACCUGGCAAUAUUGGUGGCUGUUGAUCAGUGGCGCUCCUACCUUCAGCACGCCGAGUUCACCAUUUUCACGGACCAACGAAGCCUGAUGCAUAUAUCCGACCAGCGACUUCAUACACCGUGGCAGAUGAAGAUGUACACUAAGCUGAUUGGCCUUCAGUACCGCGUUGUUUAUAAACCUGGCACGUCAAAUGCUGCAGCCGAUGCUCUCUCUCGCCACCCAUCACCGUCUGGUCACUUGCUUGCAAUCUCCUCUGCAGUUCCGGACUGGCUCGCCGAGGUCGCGGCGGGAUACUCUUCUGACCCGGCAGCAACAAGGCUAAUUCAGGAGCUCUCACUGAACCCCAGUGCUCAUCCACCAUUCUCGUUACAUUCUGGUGUUCUCCGUCACAAGGGUCGCAUCUGGUUGGGUCAGAACGCUCCAGUUCAGCUGAAAGUCAUUGAAGCGCUGCAUAACAGCGCCGUGGGUGGCCAUUCAGGUUUUCCAGUCACGUUCGGUCGCAUCAAACAGCUGUUCUACUGGCCGGGAAUGAAGUCUGCCGUCCGGUCCUUUGUCGCUUCUUGUUCGGUGUGUCAGCAGGCAAAGUCCGACCACUCCAAGUAUCCCGGCUUAUUGCUGCCUCUUCCAGUACCAACAGAAUCUUGGCAGGUAAUCUCCAUGGAUUUCAUUGAAGGUUUACCUACCUCUGGCCAUGCUAACUGCAUUUUAGUGGUGGUUGAUAAGUUCAGCAAAUUCGCCCAUUUUGUUCCUCUUCAUCAUCUGUUCACUGCUGCUAAGGUUGCUCAGUCCUUUCUGGAUUCUGUUUACCGCCUCCACGGCAUGCCAUCUCACAUUAUUUCAGACCGCGAUCCGAUUUUCACAAGCUUGUUUUGGAAGGAGCUAUUUAAGUUGGCACAAGUUGAGCUUUGCAUGUCUUCGGCCUAUCAUCCUCAAUCGGAUGGCCAGACGGAAAGGGUGAAUCAGUGCCUCGAGACUUAUCUGCGAUGUUUUGUGCACUCUUGCCCGCGCUCAUGGCUGAAGUGGCUGACUCUUGCUGAAUAUUGGUACAAUACUUGUCAUCAUUCGGCGCUGGGCAAGUCCCCCUUCGAGGUAUUGUACGGUCGCCUUCCCCGUCACUUUGGAAUUACUGACAUUUCUGUGUCCCCUGUGCCGGAUGUGGCUUCUAAAUUGGCUGAGCGCAACACCAUGCUCGCUGCUGUGCGUCAACACCUCCUUCGUGCUCAGCAACGAAUGAAGGCUCAUGCUGACAAGCGACGGUCCGAACGUUCCUUCAGUGUGGGCGACUUCGUCUACCUCCGCCUGCAGCCCUAUGUUCAGUCGUCGUUGGCACCACGCGCCCACCACAAGCUGUGCUUCAAGUUCUUCGGGCCUUACGAGAUCAUUGAGAAGAUCAAUCCCGUUGCUUACAAGCUAAAGCUGCCGGAAGAGUCUUCUAUCCACCCGGUAUUCCAUGUCUCCAUGCUCAAGCCAGCUUCAGCGCGGCCUUCGUCGGUGUCUGCCACUCUACCGGAUACCGAUGACUCCAUCCAAGUGCCCGAGAAGAUUUUGCAACGCCGCCUGCAUCACCAAGGUGCUCGUGUCGUUCCACAGUUACUGGUCAAGUGGUCCGGCAUGGAAGAUAGUCUGGCCACCUGGGAAGACGAAGUCGCUCUGCUCCAACGCUUUCCAGGUGCGCCGGCAUGGGGACAUGCCGCCUCCCAAGGAGGGGGGGAUGUCAGCACCCCUCAUCCAGGAGACCCUGCAGCAGCCCCCAAGCCCAGGAAGUCGACAAGGCCCAAGUCCAAGAGCGUCCGCCUCGCUGGCCCCGAAUGGGCUUGUAACGCAUGCUGUGCGCGGCCCAGCAAGUGA